AUGUUCGGCAGGAGAAGAGCCUGUGACGAGGACUUCGAACGAGAACGAAGGCGCGACGUCGACGAAGAAGAUCUGCAGGGCGAAGACGAAUCUGAAGGAUCUCGACUUUCUUUCGUUGGUUCCCUCAAACUAUUACUCUCUAUUUUAUAACAAGCAAAAACAUUCUUUCAACCAAACCCAAUAACGGUUAGGUAUUUUCGCGAUUUAGGAAUAUUUAGAAUUUAUGAAAGCUUCAAAAAACUUCAAUGCUCUGCAUGAAAAUCCCGAAAUGAUCAAUCAUCCCAAACUUUUGUUUUACGAUGCCUCGAAGGACGCUUUAAAUUUUGCAAGAAAACAAAUAUUGAAGGCGAUCGUUCUCGGAAAGUAGAUCGUUGUUCAGCUUUUCGAAAUUUGAAAGACUUUACUUAGACUAAGCAGUACAAAAAGUGUUCCAGUCGGUCCACUGGUGAAUCGGGAGGUCGACACAAGUAGGUACCGAAUAGCAACUCAAGUCAAUCGGCGUAUCGUAAUCGGUGGUCAUUUGUAUGCGACCGGGUACUAUCUCUAUGGCACCUGGAUAGUACCUGGUCGGUAUCUGGAUGUUACCGGGUAGUACCCGAAAAUCGCGAUUGCUACUGGCUGACGCAUUGGUCGUUUAUAUAGCAUCAGUGUUUUUUUCACACCUUCCCAAGUCUUUCAGGGUCUUAUUGGAUAAAGCUGAAACAAAAAAUAACGAGCGAUUGCAGACUUUCCGGUAGCAAUCGCGAAUGUCAGGUAGCUCUACCCGGUAGCUACUUGCAUCGACUUCCUUCUAUUUUUAUUGCCAUGUUGUAAAUGAGAUUAAAUUAUUAGCUAAAUAAAUUUGAGUUCAAGACGAUGAAAUUUAAAAAGAGCUCAAAAAGAGAUGCGUCUUCAUGGAGAAGCAACAAUUUUCAGGGCGAAGGACCAGUUCGAACAUUUGCGCCUUCCCACAUGCACAUUUCGUGUCACUAUGACAUACCUUAUCAUCCCCAUCUUAUCCAGCCUCCGGUUGAGAGUUUUUUCCGUUUCUCACUCAAAAUAAGAUAAAAUCACGCCUCUUUCUAUUUUGCUUUUGUAGCAAGUGUGCGGAGUGGGCACCUUCACCUACACGCGAGAAUUCGGCGCUCCUCCUGGCUUUUUCGCUCCAGCGCCGCCAUCAAUACAAGUGCCUGCGGAUGAAGUAUCACUCAUCGUUUUGAUUGGAAAAGAAAGUCGAUUUCAGGCCUACUGCUCUCAUAUAAAAUCUGAUGAACUCGAAGGAAGAAGUGAAAAAUUGAUAAAAACUUGUGAUUGUGAACAUUGUGAAGUUCAGACAAGUCUGAGGGUCGCUCAAUGCUUUUCGUUGGCGGUUGCGCUUCGCCUCAAAUGGAAGUCGUGGGCGAAGUGAGUCCUUUUUUUAAUCUGUUCACGGAGUCUUUGAGUUUCAGAUUUACUGUACGGUUCCGGGAAGAACGAGUCUCCUUAGUAGCACCACAAAAUACAGAGUUACUGUGGGGGAGAUUCAAAGGAGAAUCAGUCCUCCAGAGUGUCUCAACGCUUCUCUUUUAGGAGGAAUUCUAAGAAAGUCAGUAUUUACGUCUUUUUCCUAUCAAUCUAAGAAAAGUGCUGUAGAGCAAAGUCCAAAGACGGCGGCAAGACUUUGAGAGAUUCGCUGAAGAAAAUAGGUUUGACAUUGCCUGCAGGAAGAAGAAAACAAGCGAAUGUAACGGCUUGGACAGCUCUAGUUGAAGGUGCCAAAAAUCGUAAUCCUUCUAGCUGUCUUGUUCAGAAGAAGCAGUGCACAUGGCGAAGGACUUUGCUUUAGUGUGCGAGAAAGAAUUUCAUGCGAGGGAAAUAGGCAUAUAUCUCACUAAACAUGGCAUCAUCGUCGACCAAGACGCCGUGAAGCGAAGAGCAGCUCUCGAGCACAGCAAGUGAGUUUUUCUUCGUCUCAAUCGACUGUUUCCGUUCGAAGGAAGAUCAUCGGAGAGCUGGCAGAACUUCUCUCGUGUGACAGAACACCUCUCACCCCCUAUAUUGCGCGUCAAAACUCGCCACUGGAGCCUUCCAUACAACAGCACCUUUCCCACUUCACACUGGUUACCAUUGUCUUUAUAUUUGAAAGAGAGAAUAAUCAGAUGACGCACGGCUUCGGAGGAGUUGCGAUGAGCGGAGUGCUCGAAUCGAUCAAGAGUCUGAUCGACGAGAGCAUCAAAUACAUCGACCGCACCUGUCCCCAGCACAUGUACAUCUACAACUCUCGUUGA
Molecule: messenger RNA, 2246 nt
Organism: Caenorhabditis auriculariae
Lineage: Eukaryota; Metazoa; Nematoda; Chromadorea; Rhabditida; Rhabditidae
Source: the annotation of a GenBank genome assembly